Molecule: messenger RNA, 2945 nt
Organism: Magallana angulata
Lineage: Eukaryota; Metazoa; Mollusca; Bivalvia; Ostreida; Ostreidae
Product: calpain-5-like
Exons: 13
Coding region: 172-2070 (632 amino acids)
Biological process (GO): proteolysis
Cellular component (GO): cytoplasm
Molecular function (GO): calcium-dependent cysteine-type endopeptidase activity
Source: RefSeq, a predicted model, not a curated record
CGGCUAUCUGACCAUUUUUUUUUACACCGAUACGACACGAUAUAGUAAAUGACCCUGGAUUAUCGAAUUACGCCUGAGGGAUUUGGAUUUCGGUGUUAGAGGUUUUUAUUUUCUCAAGAUUGACUCUGGGUCUUGGAUUAAUGAACUUAUAAAUAGGUCAUCAGUAGCAUCAUGCCAACGGCAUUCAAAAAACAGAAAUACUCCUCUAUCAGGAGUGAGUGUCUAAGCAAAGGAAUUUUAUUUGAAGACCCCGAGUUCCCGGCAAAUAAUAAAUCCAUAUUCUAUUCAAAGAUAGACACUGAAAUUGAAUGGAAACGACCUAAGGAGCUUUGUAAGGUUCCAAAACUAGUCGUAGAGGGCGUGACCUGUGACGAUCUCAACCAGGGAGAACUCGGAAACACGUGGUUUGUGACUGCGUGCGCAAGUCUGGCACUGGAAAAGAAACUAUUUGAAAAGGUCUUACCAAACCUGAAGGAACAGGAAUGGGACGAGAGGGCGGAGAAGAACAAGUACGCCGGGGUCUUUCACUUCCACUUCUGGAGGUUCGGGGAGUGGGUGGACAUCGUCAUAGACGACCGUCUGCCUACCAAGAACGGCAAACUCAUCUUCUGUCACUCAAAGUCACGGAACGAGUUCUGGAGCGCGCUACUGGAGAAGGCGUACGCUAAGUUAUACGGAGACUACGAGUCAUUGAAUGACGGACGUAGCGCAGACGCACUCGUAGACUUCACAGGGGGCGUGGCCGAGAAACUGGUGCUGACCAGACUAGACUUGAAUGACACUAAGAUAGUGGAUCAACUGUUCUAUAAACUGAAGGAGUCAUGUGAUAAUUCGGCCCUUAUGAACUGUAAUAUAGAGUGUCAGAAAACAGAGGUGGGCAAGGAACUGCCCAACGGGCUGAUUCUGGGCCACGGUUAUAACAUUACCAAGGUACUGGAGAGUAAGGUGGAGAAGAAGCUACAGGGGGCGGUGGGUAACAACAGUCUACAGAUGGUGAGGCUCGCCAACCCCUGGGGCAUCAAAGAGUGGAACGGGCCCUGGUCGGACGAUUCACCAGAAUGGUCUAAAAUUAACAAGUCGGAAUGGGAGAAAAUGGGAUUGAAGUUCGAACAAGAAGGCGAGUUCUGGAUGUCGUUCCAGGAUUUCAUGAAUACCUUCACCAACAUCGACAUCUGUCACUUCGUCAACACUAGCAUCAUCAGUAUUAAGAAGACGUGGAGUGAGGCCAUGUUUCACGGCGAGUGGACCGUGUCGGGAAGAAAUGGCGGGAACGACUUCAACUCAGCUACUUUCCUCAGUAACCCACAGUUUGUGUUUGACAUUAACGGACAGAAUGACCGUGUGAUGGUGUCCCUGGAACAACAUGACAUCAAGCCGGGCCGUCAGGAGCUGGGGAUACAGCUCAACACCAUAGGCUUCCAGAUCAUGAAGGUGGAAGAGAACAGGAAGUACAGGGUACACAUCGUGGGAGAGAAGGUGUUCGCGUCAGAGUACAGCAAGUCUAGGAGUGUGUUCGGCAUCAUGAUCCUCCCCAAGGGGAGGUACGUGGUGGUCCCCACCACCACCAGUUCCGACGAACUGGGGCCGUUCAUGCUCAGACUGUACACCGGAAGUAGCUCAGGAGCGAGGGAGCUAACCAUGGAGUGUCCGUCCAAUGGCUGUCCUUGUGCCGCUAACUUCGUCCUGGUUUCCACGGUAACCAUUGAAAGCUGCUCAGAGCUGGAAAUUCCACCCAAAUCAAAAGUCAAAACAAUGGACCCAUACGUAAAGAUAAUCUGUGAGGGGGAGAAGGUACAAAGCAUUGUGGUCAAUAACGAGAAAAACCCAAAGUUUGGUACCAAGGCCACCUUCUACAGAAAGAAAGUGGACCAGCCAAUAAUUGUCGAGGUGUGGAAUUGUAACACCCUUGUUGAUGAUUACAUCGCCGAGGCAAGGAUUGAAGAAAACGGAAACGAGAGCGGAAUCUCCAAAGAACUGCAGCUGUUCGGGCGGAAAAAGGAAGCCGCCAUGGAAAAGCCAGGAAAAAUGAAAAUACAUAUCUGUUCGAGUAACGACCUACAAUAUCUGUGAUUUGAGAGUGGCCAUUUUGGAAAUUCUAAUUUGCCGCUCGUCGCGACCAUAUUAGAAAAGUGUUCUCGUUCUAAAGAGAGAUUCCCUUUUACUUCUUCUAUAAGUGCACUUUUUGGAAUGCGGGAACACGAAUUUACUAAUUUAUUUUUUUGUUGAAUAUGGAAGCGAGGCCUUUGAAUGAUUGGUUAUUUGAGAAUGCUGUUUAAGCCAUUUUGAUGGAACAAUACCAAGAUCUGUGAUAUUGUUAUUUAUGUGUAUAUUUUGACGAAUUUUAUUUACAAAUUCCGAUGAUUGAUUAGAGCAAUUAUUAAUGUGAUUUUUGAGGUUAUCUCACAUGUGAUGAAUUCAUUUUUUUUAACUGUUGAGGUAUAUGUAUAUCAACAUAUUUUAUUUUUACCUUAUACAAAAUCCCAAACUGUGAUGAAAACAAACUUGUGAUUAUCCGUCCAUAGCUAGAAGGUUAUAUUGAUGUUCCGGGGUUUUUUUUAUUCCUUUUUUUACAUUUGUUCUGUUGUAUAUUUAUCAUAAUAAUUUAUCUAUUUCGUGAGAUUUAAUGUUGACUGCAAGUUUCGCAUAAUGAUUUCUAUUACUUAACUGAGCAAUGAAAGAAUAGGAUAUAGGAGAAUAUUUUUCGAAUAUUACUCAAAUUUUGGUUUGUUUUUGGGUUUUUUUAUUACAGAUAUCUCUUGAAAAUCUUAAAUUCAUGUCUUUAACCUACCUAUACAAGUUUAACUUUUUGAAUUGAGAUAUUUUAACUACAUUGUCGUGCUUACAUGCGACACUCUAGCUAUUUUUUAUGAAUUUUUGUCUUGUGUCCAACAUAUUUUGUUAUUUUAUGAAUAUCAUCAGAGUGAUAUUUAGAAUGAAUAAAAUAU